This is a messenger RNA of Xyrauchen texanus (razorback sucker), 3019 nucleotides long. Its product is annotated as claudin-15-like. Gene Ontology annotation, biological process: bicellular tight junction assembly; cell adhesion. NCBI's taxonomy places the organism in Eukaryota, Metazoa, Chordata, Actinopteri, Cypriniformes, Catostomidae. The coding region runs from base 1728 to 2402 and encodes 224 amino acids. Gene Ontology annotation, cellular component: plasma membrane; bicellular tight junction. Gene Ontology annotation, molecular function: structural molecule activity. The transcript has 6 exons. The record is from RefSeq and is a predicted model, not a curated record.
CGUUCGUUUCGCACGGCGCGAUUACAUACAAAGCGAAGCGUUCGUUUCGCACGGCGCGAUUACAUACAAAGCGAAGCGUUCGUUUCGCACGCCGCGAUUACAUACAAAGCGAAGCGUUCGUUUCGCAUGGCGCGAUUAAAUACAAAGCGAAGCGUUCGUUUCGCACGGCGCGAUUACAUACAAAGUGAAGCGUUCGUUUCGCACGGCGCGAUUACAUACAAAGCGAAGCGUUCGUUUCGCGUGGCGCGAUUACAUACAAAGCGAAGCGCGUGUUUCACACGGCGCAAUUACAUACAAAGCGUUCGUUUCGCACGGCGCGAUUACAUACAAAGCGAAGCGAGCGUUUUGCGUGGCGCGAUUACAUACAAAGUCAAUGAAAAAACGCGAAUUGAAGCGAAUGGCGAAAUCGUUUCAUUCGCGUAAUCGCGUGAGUUGAAAUUCGCAGUGGGCGGCGCGAAUGACGUGACUCGAACACGCAAAAAAGCUUAAUUCUUGUCGAAAUUCGCAUGACGUAUUGUCGCGAAAGCCUAUCAGCAUUGAGAUUGUCCGGAUGUCACUGACGUACUGACGUAGUAGCAGAAGAAAUCUGGAAAAAUGGAUGAAAGAAAUUGUUGUAGCGGUGUGUGGGCACCCGGAAUAGUAUGACACAAGGGCUGGACUGGUAAUCUGGCAUACUGGGUAUUUUCCCGGUGGGGCGACACACUUUAGGGCCGAUCAGGAGUGGAAUGGCCAUUGGGAGAACCGAGCGGGCCGGUGGGUCGGCUGCGGAACAGACUGAAUUGGCCACGAUAAGCUAAAAUGAGCCGUCGCGUUAUACAGAACGGACCACAAAAUGGUGCUGCGAUAUGAGGAAAAGGACAGCGAACACCCCCCACCAACCCCCUCAACAACUUUUGGCUCUGUUGUGUACUCAAUCAUUUCAGUUAUUAACACUUAAAAUCUUAAAUCUAGAUUAUAAAGAUAAAUAAGUUCAAGAAACAGAUAUUAGAGCACGUUUACAUGCAUGUACACUGAUUAUGCCAAGUCCCAGCAAACGCACAACAUUCCCCUAAUGUUAGCGUACCGUUCCCGUUUGGUUAUUUAUUUGGGAACCAAUUCCUAAUGUUCUAAUAACGUUCUCUUCUAUAUUUUAUAACCAUACACUAACGUUCCCAGAACGUUGCAGGGUGUUUUAUGUGGGAUAACCUUAGCUGAACACGUUAAAAUGAACAUGCAAAGCAUGCGCUGAUUCAAGUGACAUGUAAACGUGGAGUUCUUGCUUUUCAGGUUUUUUUAAUAAGCUGAUUUUAGAGAUGUGUGCAUGUAAACGGGCUCAAUAUUUAAUUAUGGCACCAUUAGCAUUUACAGUUGCUAACGGUUCAAGUCAUGUCCUGUGAUCACAAAUAUGAGUGACCCUGAUUUGUGAAAUGAUAUCAGAAAAUCAACAGAGGCUCAUCCAGAAAGAAUGCCAUUGGUAGACCAGCACACGCUACUCUUUUUCUCUCUCUGUGUCAAUUUCUCUCUUUUUCUGGCCCCCGUUUCAAGGUCACUGACCUACAGCCAAUAUUAACUCAGUGACUCUGCGCCCCCCCCCAGUAUUUCUGGUGGUGCACAGACAGAAAACCGCUUUCACAAUUCACAUUAGAUGCAGAUAACCGUUUGAAAAGAGACAUAAAGGCAAAACAUCCUUCAUUUUCAGGUUACGUUUUUGACUUGGAGCCAAACAGGGUCAGUUUGUGUCUGUUGUCAUGGCAGCGAUGGUCGUUCAGGUGAUGGGGUUGUUCCUGGGCAUUGUGGGCUGGUGUUUGGAGUCCACCAGCACAAACUCUGCUAUGUGGAGGACUCAGAGUAAAGUAGACUCGGUUUUGACCACCAGCACGACUUAUGAAGGACUUUGGCUGACAUGUGCCACUAAUGCGCUUGGGGCCAUUCAGUGCCAGAGAUUCAAGACUGUACUGGGCCUUCCAGUAUACAUCCAGACCUGUCGAGCGCUGAUGAUUAUGGCUCUCAUUCUGGGUUUUCUGUCCGUUAUUCUCGCCAUACUGGGACUCAAGUGCACCAAACUGGGCAGCACGUCCGAACAGACCAAAGGAAAAAUGGCUCUUGCGGCCGGAGUGCUGUUCAUCCUCUCAGGUGUGUGUGUUCUUAUAGCCGUGUCUUGGUACGCCUCUCGAGUCAUUCAGGAAUUUAAUAAUCCUCUGAACGGAGGCACAAAGUUUGAACUGGGCACUGGUCUGUAUCUGGGCUGGUCGGCAGCAGCUCUGGUCCUGUUGGGAGGUGGAUUACUCUGUACCUCCUGUAAGACGAGUCCAUCACCUGCACAAACAUGGGGUUACAACUACAACUACAGCACUACACAACCUCAGAAGAUCUACAGAACAGAUGCCCCGUCAGAGAACAACAGUUCCAAAGUUUAUGUCUGAAUGCGUCUUUAUUGUUCAGUUUUUGUGCUGGGACAUCUACUAUGGAGGCCCUUAGAAGAAAGAGAGGGGUUGUUGUUUUUUUAAACGUUUUUGCGUUGCUGCACACUUAUUUUGGGUUCCCUUACAAUAAACCAAAUAGUUAACCAUGACAUUUGUAGCCAAACCAGAGUGACUACACAAUUUACCAUGGUGUUACUAUAGUAACCAUAGUGCACUGCGAUAGUUGUUUCAUGUCGACUCAUUAAGACUUUUAUGACAUGCAACUCGUCAAGCUUGCACGGAACCUCUUAGAACAUUCAAUAAAUGAUACAUUUGUUACAUUUUUGGAAUCUUGAGAUGUUCUGACACUUUGUUCUGUCCAUUUACUGAAAUGGUUACUAGUAUGUGUAUUGUGACAUCGCUGUUUCUGUGAUAAAACUAUUCUGUUUAAGUUGUGCAGAUAGUUUAAUGAGGGCUUUAUGAGGCGGUGGCGGAGGUAGGGGGUGCAAUUGCUGUUUUAGUUAUUUUUUGGGACAUUUUUUGGCACAAUUUUGUUUUUUAGAGGUGAAAUUAUCUCUGUACAAACUUAACAUGUGCACACACCAAGGUCGCCGCACCUCUCCGUCCUGGGUGUCAUU